Messenger RNA from Esox lucius (northern pike), 3046 nucleotides. It is a transcript of the gene fam174c, whose product is annotated as family with sequence similarity 174 member C. NCBI's taxonomy places the organism in Eukaryota, Metazoa, Chordata, Actinopteri, Esociformes, Esocidae. The record is from RefSeq and is a predicted model, not a curated record. Bases 172 to 588 code for a protein of 138 amino acids. The transcript is spliced from 3 exons. Gene Ontology annotation, cellular component: extracellular region.
CCCGUGACGCUCUGCACGUCACUAACUUGAACGUGGAACUUCCUGGUUGUUUAAUCAUACUUAUCAAAACCUACUACAUUACUAAGCUACACGAGGUAGCCUUUAUUUACAGGCUAACACUACACUUCGAUUAAUGUUAUUCCAUACUUAAAGUGGAAAUCGACAUCGAAAAUGCAUUUUCAAGUAGUCAUAAGGAUGUUACUUACGCUGCUGUGGGCUAUUUCUACAAUCGCAGAGGAAACUGAGUCGACAAGAGUUACUACGAUUGCUCCUGUCACCACCAAAAAUGUCUCGAAUUCGAGUGCCAAUAACUCCAAAGACACGACGUCGAAUAUCAAUAAACAUAACAUCGUCAACACUUUCUACGUGGACAGUUCAAUGAUACAAAGGGCCUUGUAUGUUCUUAUUGGAAUCACCAUCAUUGGAGUACUAUAUUUCCUUGUGCGAGCUGUGCGGCUGAAGAAAACCACAACCUCGCGUAAGAAAUAUGGCCUGUUGUCAAACUACGACGACAGUGUGGAGAUGGCUGCACUUGAAAGUGAUGAAGAGGAUGACACUGUGUACGAGGCGAGGUCGCUGAGAAGAUGAGUCUUGGUCUUGUCAAAUAAUGCUAAUUGGCCUGGGACAGAAAGGAGACAUUUGUAAGGCAUAUUUUUUCCAUGGUUAUUAUGGCAUAUAAUUUUUUCUUAUUCUUUUGGACAUAACCAGAAAAUGACUGCUGUGUCCUCUGAGGAACAAUCGUGUUGGAACUACCUGGGGGUGUAUGAAUAAGGACGUUGUGUGCGUCACAUGUUUUUUUGCUGACCAAACGUGAGCAUCCCAUUACAUCUUUUAUGUGGAGAAAUUAGGAUUUGUAACAUUACAGGACCAAACCAGUUGGGCUGAGUCUAAUGCCAAAGCUACAAAGCUUUUUGACUGAAUGUGAGCAUGAGAAUUUUUCUAAUAAUCUUGGCAUCAAUGCAUAGUCUUGUAUCCCGCAAUAUUCCCUCUGUCCAUCUUGAACAGCAACAAACAAUAUACACAUUCUUGUAAUUAACAAGCAAACUGAAUUUCCAUGGAAGACGUGUUGUUGCCUAAGUUUUGUGUCUUUGCCUUAUGGCAAAUUGGUUGUCUGUUGCUUUGUCUUCCUAUACUUUGAUGUCUUGUGUAUUUUACUUGGACCUUAAGAGUAAGUAACCUGAUUAAUGAGUGUGUGCUUAAAACUACUGUAAACUAAACCAGCCUACCAAUAUCCCGACCUCAUGUUGAACUAUGCACCAGCACCUGAAUGUUGUAUUGUAGGAUGCCUGCUCUAAUAGAAAAACAGGCCUAUGUUAAACUAUUCAUACUUUCGAGAAAGACGUUCCUCCGAAAGUAAACCGUGAGCCAAAAAGUCUUGACAAUCUGACAGUACAGAAUGUGUCUAAUUUUAGCCCCAUUUAGGAAAUGUAGGCUAAUCAAUAUGCAAUUAUACUAUUCUACCCCUGUAUUUUCUUAACACUUAUUUGCCCAUACCAAUGUUUUCAAAUCUGUAUAUUAUCUCAUGUGUCUUAUGCCAGAGUUCUCUAUACAAAAAAAUCUUUCUGUGCUGUUUUUUUGUUGCCUUUUUUCUUUGAUCACAUGGUUGCUAUUGACACUCAAUUUUAUUUGUUUUUUUGAUACAUUUCUACAAUCUUUUUAGAAAAAUCUACUGGGUCGGUUUUCUAAAAUUAUUUUUGUUAACACACACUUCUGAAAUGAAAAAAGAAUGGGGUUUAUGAAUUCUGCAUUUUCAAUCCUUGGUUAAACACAUUAGGUUUCGAAAUGGGUUUUGUGUCCUCUAUUUUUGCAUACCUUAUUUCCCCAUGCUAUUUAAUUGUCUUCAAAUCUAAAUUAUUUCUUAUAUUUUGGAUUGAUUUUAUGUUCAGAGCUAGUUCUUUGCUUUUUUGUAAACAGAUGGUUGCUGUUGACUGACUGAUAAUUGUAUUUGUUUAAGUUAAUUUCUUUAAGGUUUUAUUUAUAUAUCAAUUGUAAUCUUUUUUUCCCCUGGUGAUUAAAUAAUCUUGUGCUAACAGAAGCUUCUACAAAGCUAAACACAAUGUUUUUUGUUUUUAUUUAUUGAUCCUUUUCCAGUCCGUGGUUAGUCAAAUUUAGUUUUUAAUCAGUUUAUAUCUCUAUAGUUUCCUAACCACCCUGAUCAAUCUGACAUGAGGCUUUAUGCAGUGAAACAUACUGUUGGUAAUUGUUAUUCAUUGCAACUUUUGUGGGAGGUAGCUGUAUUGCAAAUAUUAUGUUAGUCUUGGCCUACUUUAACGUUAAUCAGAACAGACACAGAGGCAAUAUAUUUCUCUUAAAGGAUUGACUAUUCUGCUGAGGAUCUUCCAAGGUCCUCCCAGAAGUCUCUCUUAUGUGUGCUAGGGUUUAUUUGUGCCUGUGAAUUGCUAAUGACUCAGAUCUUUGGCUCAGGUUGAGCAAAUUAUCCUCACUCCUUCAUUUAAAUGAGGGUUAAAUAGAAAAAUUGCAAAUGUUCCUGAAAGUAACUGUGUUACAUUGUAAGAAUAAGCUGUAACUGCUGGAUUUAAUUUCGUCACAGCAGAACUGGAGAUGCCAACAUCGUUCUCUGAUGCCAUAGGAUUUGUUUCCACUUACCUUGGUUUUCUGUGUGGUAAUUUUGUGUUUUACUUAACCGCAUGAUAAAUUCUUCUGUUGUUUGACUUGAUUUAACAAAUAGCUUGAACUCACUUUGAAUAUCUGAUUUGUUACCUAUACAGCUUGUAUAGCUUGUUCCAUCUGUCCAUUUCUGGCCUUCCUAUUGUUUAUAAACUGUAUUUUUCUGAUCAGCAAUGUCAUUCCUCUGUGUCUUGUGUGAGAGUAAUGUUGCUAUGGAGGCCAGUGUUUGUUUCCUGGUGUUUUAUUUAUUCAGCGUGUCUCCUGAGUUGAAGGCUAGUGUUGAGUGCUGUGUAUGUUGUGAAGGGCUGCGUCUUUUUGGUUGGUGGCGGGACCUUUGUGGACUGAGAUGGCUGUUGUUGCUGCUUAGGUUGUUCUGGUUUUUUCAAACAACGACAACAAUAAAUGUAAACCAAAGUGA